AUGAAUUUGAUUGUAGAAUUUAUUGGCAAUAAUAGUGUCCUGAAGGGUUUAUCUGAUAACUAUGGUUUUCAAAAUGAUACUCCUCUUUCAUUCUCAUAGAGACCUAACAUUUUUAUUGUAAAUUAGCACCUUGGAAACUCCCUCACUUCUCUCAAUUACAUUUUUUACUUUGUGAACAAGCUGCUGUAUGAAAUACUGAAUCCCUUUAAGAGUAACGGAGAUGGACUUAAUGCACCUUUACUCAAUUUUCUUAAAAUGUACAAGCUAAUUAUAAUCCCUUAUCUAAACCCAGACACAUAUGAAUAUCUGAGAAGUCUAGUUGCUGAUGGCGGUGCCAUAACUGAUUAAACCUUCAUAUCUUAUUAUCUUAAAAAUAUGCAGCAGGUAGCAGAUGCCUCUGAUAAUUGUAAUGAAAUGUAUUAGAGAGGAAUAAACCUUAGGAAUAAUUAUAAUAACAAUUUCAAAAGUGGCAACAGCAUCUAUAAAUGUGAAGGUACAUAUAAAGGUUCAAAUUCAGAGCAGUCAGCUGAGGUAUAGUAAAUGGCUAAUUUAAUCAGGUCUACUUCGACAACUUUUAGAAACUCCAGCAUUCCUUUUGUUCUCCUUGUAGAUAAUAUGCACUCAAAGACUAUUUAGUUCAGUAACGUAUUAAUGAAGCCUUUUUCAUAUGACCCAAAUAAGGAGGUAACUAAUUACCCCAAGUAUUUCUCUUUGCUAUCAGAUAGUGCUACCUAUUUCUAAUCUCCAUUUUAUUUUGGCAACUACAAAGCUAUUUUUGGAGUUCCUAAUUAUGGAGAUCCAACAGAUUGGCUCUAAGAAACAAAUUCUAUAGAGACUUACUCAUAUUUUAUCAAUAAUCAGAAAGGACUAUAUCUGCCUAAUUUCAGUAAAGAUAUAACUCUCUAAAACAUGAAUAUUAAAAUGCUAUAAGCUUUCUAUGAUAAUACUCUUGAUAUUUUGAGAAGAUAAGGUCCUUACAUAUUCAUUGCUAAGCUUUUAUUAUCUGAGUGCAGUCUAAAUACUGAUAUUGACAUUAUAGGAUAUUGCAGUGGAAAAUAUAGAAGUUAAAAUGGGACAGGUGACUUGAUAGGCUAUGUUGAUGGUAGCAUAUUAUGGCAGCUUACUGUUGGAAUAAAAAAUAGUGGUUCUUUUUAAUUUAACAACAUAUAAGGAAAUAUAACACUUUAACUAAUAUUUGAGAAAGAUGGAUUAGCUAGUUAAAAAGAUGUAUUUUAUCCUGAGAAAAUUAUAAAUGCAACUAUACUAGAUCAAUAUGAUAGUUAUUAUAUAGCUUUUGGAAGACCUUAUGGAAUCAUGAAUGAAUUUUAAUUCAACCAAACUAGCGAAAAUACACUUGAAUUUGAUUUGAAUCCCUCAGUAUUCUCUACUCCUUGGGACAAGAAAUCUACCAAUUUAAUGUUUGUUUUUAGAGACUUAGAUUAUUUGGGCGGGGAGUCAGGAAUCUUAAAGCUAAAAUUCAAAUUAAACAUUCUCAUAAAGUAUCCUUUUUUUAAAGAAAGGAAAGUUUUGUUCAGUGAGUCUUUUUAAUUAGAUGGAUAUAAGAGAGAUUAUGAUGGAAGCAAAAUGCUUUAAGUGAUGAAGAUAGUUUAGUUUGCUUUUUCUGGAUAAUUCAUUGUGCUAAGUCUGAUAGCUUUUGCCAAUAUUCUCUAUCAUGUUGUUAACAGAGACGAAAGAGAUAGCUUUAGGAAAGAAAAUCCUUCAAUGAUGAAUUGUGAGCCACAUGAAUAAAGUACAGCUAGAAACAUACCUUUGCUCCAUGAUUAAGAAACUUUGAGAGAUAAUGAGACUUAAGGUGGUGGCAUGGAUAUUCUCACUAAAGAUAUCAAUAUGAAAAAUCCUGAUUAAGCUCUAUCCUCUAGUCAUGAACUUCAAAGAAGUAAUGAUAGCAAUAAAGAUAUUAGGGAAUUCGUUUAAAGUGAUAAGUUUAACAAAAAUAAGGACAGUAAUAUAAAUUCGUUUCAAAAUCAGCAAGACGGUGGAGCUGAGACAGAAGUUGGUGAUAACUAAUCAGAAAUAGGAGUACUCAGCUCUUUUCCUGACUUUAAAAAGUCAAUGAGAAGAUCAAUGGAGAUGGAUGGUAAGAUGGGCGAUAAUGUUAAUGUCUUGACUAGUGAGGAAGACCUGGUCAAAUGGUAAAAAGAUUAAAUGGAAAACAUUAAAAAGAUCAAGAAAGAUUUGAAAUAGAAGAAAACCUCUCCUUAAUUGAUCAAGCCUUAGAAACAAAGAGCUAAAGAUUACAAUCUUGAAAAUGAUAAAAAAGAGGGGCAGGGUGAUGAAGAGCUAAGUAGAAUAUCUGAGAAGUAUGAGAACUCUGUAGAUGUAUCUGUUUCAAUGGUAAAUUAGCCACCUUAAAAGAGAUAUUCAAUUGCUGGUGCUCAGAUAAAGCAUCAAAAUAGUAUAUCAGCAGCACCAAUGAGCGACUUAAAUAUAAGUGAAAUCAAAGAUGUCUCAAAUACCAAUUAAGAGAUUACAAAGACACCUUAGAAAUAAAACAAGUUCGAUAUUAAAGGAAACAAAGAUAUUAUGAACAUCAGGAAAAGAUAGAAUAACAUUUAAGUGUUGAAAGAUAGAUCAUUAGAAGAUGAAAAGGGCGAUGAUGAAAUUUUAAACAGAAGUUAUAGAUAGAAUCCAAAUUAGCCACUAGUGUCUAGAAAACAAGAAUAAAAGUUAAAUAAGAGUGUUGAACAUUUUAAUGAUAGGGGUUUGGAUCCAAAUAAAACAAAGAAACAAGCAAUGCAGGAUAGGGAUCAAGAGUUGCUUAGGAAAGAAAAAUAAAACAUGAAAUUCUUUAUAAAUAAUGGACUGUUUACUGAUAGCUUGGUGAAAUCAAGAUAAGGCUUGCCUGCUUACAUAUCAGAAAGUAGAAACAUAAAAUCUGCGAGGAAGGAAGAGUCGUAUAUUGAGUUAAGCAGUGUUUAUUCAGACGGGGCUGAAGAGAUUCACUUAAACGAAGAUGGAGAAUUUAAUUUGAUUGAGAUUUACAAGAAUAACCACUGA
Molecule: messenger RNA, 3018 nt
Organism: Stylonychia lemnae
Lineage: Eukaryota; Ciliophora; Spirotrichea; Sporadotrichida; Oxytrichidae
Source: the annotation of a GenBank genome assembly